Messenger RNA from Nylanderia fulva, 2597 nucleotides. RefSeq names its product nuclear pore complex protein Nup93. Lineage: Eukaryota; Metazoa; Arthropoda; Insecta; Hymenoptera; Formicidae. Gene Ontology annotation, biological process: poly(A)+ mRNA export from nucleus; protein import into nucleus. The record is from RefSeq and is a predicted model, not a curated record. Gene Ontology annotation, cellular component: nuclear pore. Gene Ontology annotation, molecular function: structural constituent of nuclear pore.
UCUCGUCGUGUAUUCACUUGUGCGGAGAAAUUGGAUUCAAGCAGAAAUUGACGCACCAUCUGUCAAUAAAUCUACAUUAAAACAUGGGCGAUACGGGACACGCGGACGCGUUGCCUAUCGAUACUGCCAGAUUGACGGCCGAUUCCGGCUUCAGCGAGUUGCUGAGGUCGGCGGAGCAGAUAUCCGCGGCCGCCGAGGGAAACGAUGACAUGCCGCAUGUCGAUCGAAAUCUCCAGCAGAUAUUGGAGGCUUCGAACGAGCUGUGGUGUCGGGUCACGCAAACCGCUACCCAGGAGAACGAGGCCCAGGCCCACGUCUUGCUGGGUUCUCGAGGGAUAGACUUGUCUCAAAUCUCACAGAAGUUGAACUCGCUUAGUGCAAGACGCACAUUUGAACCAUUAGAUCCUAUCGCAGACACUGAUAUUGUCAGUUAUCUUAGGAAUGAGAAGGAAAAUGCGAUUCUUUCUAUCAUCGAACAGGUUCACAAGGAUACAUUUGAGCUUACUAGAGCACAACAAAUGGAACAUAUGCUGGGUGAAUGGAAACAAAUGCGUUUUGAGAUAAUAAAUGCCAUGACUGCUCCAUCUGGAGAGCUAGUAGACUUACGUGGAACACCGCAGCGCACAAAACUAGCAGGUUCAAUGAUUAGUGGUCUCUCUAGCAUAGAGGUUGCAUAUGUAAAAGAACUGCAAAAUUAUAACGAUCAUGUGCUUCGAGGUAUAACCCGGCCCAGUUUGUUUAAUGCAUUCUGCAAAGCCUCUGAAUCGUUUAAUGACAAGAAGAUUGUAGACUUGUGGCAAAUGGUGAAGUGUAUGGUUGAUAUUCCACCGACACCUAGAGGAGAUCAAAUUAAAUCCAGAAGUAGUCCUGCGAUUGAACAAAAAAUUGUUUUACAAGCCAAAAAGUAUUUGGAAAACAGAUAUAGAGAUUUCAUGAAUUCCAUAAUCAACGAGAAUCUGGUGCAGGCCAAACGAGGUGGCAUUCCAGGCACGAUUCCUCUGGUCAAGAGUUUUGUAGGUGUCAAAGUACAAAAUUUGAGAGAUUUGGAAGAUGAUAUGGUCGAAGACAAGCCAUUGUGGCCUUUAGUAUAUUACUGCAUGCGAUCCGGAGACUAUAAAGCCGCGUUGCAAUGUCUGAAUCAAUGUAAUACAGAGUUCUUGGAAUUUAAAACAGCUCUUGAAGAAGCUUGCGACGAUCCGCAACAUCAUCCGAGUAGUCGUGCGGAGUCCAUUUUGAAGUUACACUACAGAAAGCAAGUUCGAUCCGUCAGCGACUUAUACAAGAGAGCGGCAUAUUGCGCGUUGGUUCCUUGCGAGCCGGACGAUUUGCAUUCCGAAGUGAUAGCUACAGCCGAUGAUUAUUUAUGGUUAAAGUUAUGUCAAGUAAGAGAUCAGGCAGAUGUCGAGAAUAAACUAACAUUGGAUUAUUUGCAGACUACAAUCUCAGAAAUAUAUGGAGAAACUUAUUAUCACGCACACGAGCAGCCAUUUUUGUAUUUCUCGAUGCUAUUUUUGACUGGACAAUUCGAAGCAGCAAUAGAAUUUUUAGCCACUGGAGCUGGAGCAAGGCAUUUACCGCAUGCGGUUCAUUUAGCAGCUGCGAUGCAUGAGCAUAAUUUAUUGGCUGUCAGUCAAAGUGUCUUAGCACCUUUGAUUAGCGUAGAUCCUGCUGAUAAACCACCAGCAAAGAGACUAAAUUUCGCCAGAUUAAUAUUGUUAUACAUUAAAAGAUUUGAGUUGUCAGAUCCAAAAGAAAGUCUUCAUUAUCUCUUUUUAUUGAGAUGUAUGAAGGACCCAUAUGAUCGUAACAUGUUUGCUGCAUCUGCCGCAGAAAUGGUAGUGGAUGUCUCUCCUGCAAAUCGUAUUUUGUUAGUCGGGAAACUUGAUAAAGAUCGAAGACUUCCGGGUAUCUUGGAUCAAUUCCAAAUUAAUACAGAAGACGUGAUAAAUAUUUGCGCUGAAACGUUGUACAGAAAAGGUCUGCUCGAAGAUGCAGUCAUGAUGUACGAUUUAGCGAGAAAUCAUGAGAAGGUUCUUAGUUUGAUGUGCACACUCUUAACGCAAGUUGUCAGUCAGAAAGGAUUGCCCGGUUCUCUCAGGUCACGAUUACAAGAGACAGCUAUGGACAUUGGUACAAGAUAUAAAGACAUUGUAAUCCAAGCGCCCUCAGAAGUCGUGUCGUCAUUCUAUACCUUAAAAGAUCUUAUGGUUUUCUUUGAUCAGUUCCACAAUGAACAGUAUCAAAGUGCACUUAGAACAAUUGCAGAUUCGAAGAUGUUGCCUCUUUCUGUGAAAGAAGUCGAUGAGAGAGUGAACGCUUUACGUCGUGUAUCGCCCGAAGUGGCUGGAACAUUGGCCGACGUUCUUUUAGCUACUAUGACGAUAUUAUAUCGUCAGUAUCAGAAAUUGCGAUCAGUAGAACCAGGAGACGAAAUCGCGAGGGACCAGCAGCUACAUGAUCUCAGAGAACAAGCUCGAGCGUUGACGAGUUUUGCAGGAACCUUGCCAUACCGUAUGCCAAACGAAACUAACAGUAAACUUGUACAAAUGGAGAUUCUUAUGCAUUAAAAUCGAUAUAGUAUAAGUACAUCUAUCGAA